Messenger RNA from Annulohypoxylon truncatum, 1209 nucleotides. Its product is annotated as beta-lactamase/transpeptidase-like protein. Lineage: Eukaryota; Fungi; Ascomycota; Sordariomycetes; Xylariales; Hypoxylaceae. The transcript has 2 exons. The coding region runs from base 1 to 1209 and encodes 402 amino acids. The record is from RefSeq and is a predicted model, not a curated record.
AUGACGGAAAGCGUGGACAAAGUUUAUCAAGAUGCAGUUCAAUCGGGACUUCUCCCCGGUAUAUCGCUAUUAGCAGGAGAUAAAGACGGCAACAUCAUCUACUCCAAUUCUCUCGGAAAGGCUUCCUUGAAAGAGAGCGACGAUCGCCCUUUCACGGAGGAUACGAUCUGCGCUAUUGCCUCUAUGUCCAAGCUUAUGACCUCGGUAGCUGUGCUCCAGUGCGUUGAAGAUGGCUCCCUGAAGCUCGAUGAAGACGUCAGACCUCUGCUUCCUGAAAUGGGGAAGUAUGGUGUCAUGACUGCUUUCGUCGAUGAGAGAAACGAAGCUACCUUCGAACCUGACUCAACUCCUGUCACACUGAGGAUGCUCCUGUCGCAUAUAUCAGGUCAUGAGUACGAUUGGCUCAAUCCGUCGCUAGGUAAAUGGCGUGCCUCACGUAAUGAACAGCCGUUUUCGGGGCCAACUAUCGAAGACAAGUCUGCUCUGCCUCUCGUUUGUAAACCAGGCACACGCUUUACGUACGGGGCAGGGCACGAUUGGGCCGGCAAGUUGGUCCAGAUAGCCUCGGGCUCCACCCUCGAAGACUUUAUGCGUGUUCAUAUUUGGGAACCAUUAGGUAUCCAAGAUGACAUCAGCUUCUACCCCAAAACAAAAGAGAGUAUGAAGGAUAGGAUGGCUACCAUCAGCACACUGAACGAGAAGGGCGAGCCGCCAGCUGUUGACCUGCCCACUUUCGACAUCGUAUUCGGAGGAACAGACUGCUUAGGCGGCGCAGGCCUCUUUUCCUCUGCGAAGGCAUAUUACGCAUUCAUCUCCGCACUUCUCCGGCGGGAUGCCAAACUCCUCAAGCCAGGGUCUUACGAGGAGCUAUUUCGUCCCCAGCUUGAUGAGAAGCUCGAACAGAGCUUCAACGAAUACAUCGCUUCUUCUCCAGCGCAUACGGCCUUCCUCGGGAUGCGUAUCCCAGAAUCAAUUAGGAAGACAUGGUCUUUCGCGGGUUUGAUAUCAAAGCAAUCCCAGAGCGGUCGUUGCGGAAAAGGUACUACGUUUUGGGCGGGUGUUCCAAGCACUGUAUGGUUUAUCGACCAUGAUACGGGGAUCUGCGGGACUGCCUUCUGCCAGAUCUUGCCCCCUCUACAUCCUGUAAUAACCCAAUUGCACGAGGAAUUCCAGAGGGGAGUUUUCGCCAAGGUUCAGGGGACUAAGUAG